AACUUCAUUAAAAAAAAUUCAAGCGCAAAACAAACUCCCGUUUCCUAUUUCCCAAUUCCUAAUUGUACAUUCUUUAUCGCUCGGCGUCUCUCUGCGUUUUUUGCUUCCUGAGGAGGUGCUGGAACGAAUCACCUCACCUCUUCGGAAACCUCACCGGGAAAAGAUCCGUAAUCAAUGGCGUCUGAGAACUACUCCGACAAAAAUGCUGUAUUCAGAAAGCUCAAAGCGAAAUCCGAUAAUAAGAUGUGCUUCGAUUGCAAUGCCAAAAACCCGACAUGGGCAUCCGUGACGUAUGGGAUCUUCCUUUGCAUCGACUGCUCCGCUGUUCAUCGCAGCCUUGGAGUACACAUCAGUUUUGUCCGGUCUACUAAUUUAGAUUCAUGGAGUCCCGAGCAAUUGAGAAUUAUGAGCUUUGGGGGAAACAACCGUGCACAGGCUUUCUUCAAGCAACAUGGAUGGAAUGACGGGGGGAAAAUUGAGGCAAAGUAUACAUCUAGAGCUGCUGAAUUGUAUAGGCAAAUACUUUCAAAAGAAGUUGCCAAAAGUAUGGCAGAAGAUGCAGGCUUGCCAUCGUCACCUGUAGCUUCUCAUUCAGCCCAGGUGUCCAAUGGACUUCCUGAUGUCAAGGUCGAUGAAACUCCUAAAGAAAGUUCAUUAGGAAGGCAAGAAACACCUGAUGUUUCUCAUUCCCUGAGAACUUCCCAUCCAGUUAUUACCAGUUCAGUAAAGAAGCCUCUUGGUGCGAAGAAAACUGGGAAGACUGGGGGACUUGGUGCUAGGAAGCUUACUACAAAGUCUAGUGAAAAUCUAUAUGAUCAAAAACCUGAAGAACCAGUUCUUCCAGUUUCUUCUCCUACUAACAACGCUCCAAAAGCUGGUGCAUCUUUUGCAUCUCGCUUUGAAUAUGUGGAUCAUGUCCAAUCUACUGAGCUAACUACUGGAGGUCCACAAGUGAUUAACCAUGUAUCUCCACCAAAAUCAUCAAGCUUCUUUGCAGAAUUUGGAAUGGAUGGUGGAUUUCAGAGGAAAUCAAGCUCAAACUCCUCAAAAGUGCAGAUUCAGGAAACAGAUGAAGCAAGGAAGAAGUUCUCAAAUGCGAAAUCAAUCUCAUCAGCCCAGUACUUUGGCGAUCAGGGGAAAGCCACUGAUCUUGACACUCAAGUUUCUUUGCAGAGAUAUUCAAGUUCCUCGGCAAUCUCCAGUGCUGAUCUUUUUGGUAACGGCAAUGAUAACUCCAUUGAUCUUGCUGCGAGUGACCUGAUUAACCGGUUAUCUUUUCAGGCACAACAGGAUAUUUCUUCCCUGAAGAAUAUUGCAGGGGAGACUGGGAAAAAACUCAGCUCAUUGGCAUCCUCCUUAAUGACAGAUCUUCAAGAUCGCAUCCUCUGAUAUGGGUGUUUUUGUAUGUUAAGAAAAAAAAUUAUAUAUAUCCAAAAAGUUUGUCACAUUACCAGUCAAUAUUUGUGUAGUGAAAAUGUAAAUUCUUUCAGAAGACAGAAUAAAAAAAUAUUAUGUGUUUAGUAUAUUUCACCUGGUAACUCUCUCUUGUCAGUUUGUAAACGAGAGAAGGUUUCUUGCAGUGUAUUCAAAAGAGGUGUAGAAACUGAAAUUAUGAACAAUUUUUUUAUGCUUUUAUGAGAAUACUACAUAAACUUGUUUGUGUUGCA
This is a messenger RNA of Manihot esculenta (cassava), 1667 nucleotides long. RefSeq names its product probable ADP-ribosylation factor GTPase-activating protein AGD8. The record is from RefSeq and is a predicted model, not a curated record. The transcript has 7 exons. Lineage: Eukaryota; Viridiplantae; Streptophyta; Magnoliopsida; Malpighiales; Euphorbiaceae. Bases 175 to 1389 code for a protein of 404 amino acids. Gene Ontology annotation, biological process: COPI coating of Golgi vesicle. Gene Ontology annotation, molecular function: GTPase activator activity.